This is a messenger RNA of Schistosoma spindalis, 717 nucleotides long. Lineage: Eukaryota; Metazoa; Platyhelminthes; Trematoda; Strigeidida; Schistosomatidae. The record is from the annotation of a GenBank genome assembly.
UUGAAACCUAUCGGUUUCUCAAGGUCAAUUAAGGCGCACGAGCUUGUAAGACAGCGUCGUUCUUCGGGCUGAAGUCAUACACAUGUACUCCCAUCAGUAAGAGUUGAAUGAUGUUCGCUUACUCUCGGAUUAGCGUUGUAAGGUCUAUCCCGUUAAUAAGAAGCUAUGCUUGUUCGUGCUACUCAAGACUUUUUACGACUAAGUCAGAUGCAAAUGAAUCAUCAGAAAACUGCGUCGUUUCUGAUUUUCCACUGCUUAAUGAAGCUGUAAAUACAAAAAAUUUUGAUUUAGUAUCGAAAAUAGUUGUGGAACAGGAUCCUUUCGAGGUUAAACGCAUACGGAUCCCUAGCGAAAAUUCACAGUUCUCUCCUAAUCUUAUUCCUUCACAGUCACACAGGCGAAUGGUUGGAUGCAUCUGUGAACCGGAAGCGGACUCUAUCAAUUGGUUAGAAUUAGAAAAAGGCGACCCAGUUCAGUGUUAUUGUGGCCACUGGUUUAAAUUAGUUAAUUAUGAAGACUACUUUAAUAUGACUAAUCAAUAAAACUGUUCAUAAAUGCGUUUUAAUCUAUUAGUUUAGUUUGCUACCAUAUUCAGUAUAAUAUACAUUGCCAUCUUUGAAUAACUGAAAACUGUAUCUUACUAUUCAGUGUAAUAAUAAAUGCCAAAACUAAACUGCGUAAAAAUAAUCCUAAUUUAAGUAGUAUAUACUCAAAAUG